Necator americanus (New World hookworm) is the source of this 2232-nucleotide messenger RNA. RefSeq lists its product as uncharacterized. The coding region runs from base 1 to 2232 and encodes 743 amino acids. The record is from RefSeq and is a predicted model, not a curated record. Gene Ontology annotation, molecular function: catalytic activity. The transcript has 2 exons. NCBI's taxonomy places the organism in Eukaryota, Metazoa, Nematoda, Chromadorea, Rhabditida, Ancylostomatidae.
AUGGCGAUCUGUACUUAUAACGCACGCACGCUUGCAUCGGAAGCGGCCAUCGAAGAUCUGAUGAUGCAAGCCAAGAAGAUCAAGUACGACGUCAUCGGACUGACCGAGACGAGACGAUGUCAUCCUCUCAACGCCGUAUAUGAAACUGGAGAAGAACUGUUCUUAGGAACAUGCGACAGUAGAGGUGUUGGUGGAGUUGGCGUCCUCGUCAACACGAGUAUGGCAAAGAACAUCGACUCUUUUGAACAACUUACGACCCGAAUCGGACGUCUACGGAUGAGAAGAUGUGGUCCAAUACCAGCUUUGACUAUCUUCGUCGCUUACGCUCCAACAUCAAGCUACGAAGAAGAAGAAGUCGAAGCUUUCUAUAUGGACCUGGAGAUGUUCUACCGAGAAGAUCAUGCCUUCUACAAGGUCAUAAUUGGCGAUUUCAACGCCAAAGUUGGCCCAAGAAGAACGCCGGAGGAAUUUCACAUCGGGACCCACGGCCUACAAUGGAAUGAUCAGGGGGAGAGGCUCUCCGAGUUCAUCAUGAUGACUAAGACCAUCCAUGGGAACUCGCAAUUCCAGAAGCCCUCCUCUCUACGCUGGACGUGGGAGUCACCCGGUGGAGGGUACCGUACUGAAAUAGACCACAUCAUCGUCAAUAAAAGGUUCUGCCUGACGGACGUCGCUGUUGUACCAAAGUUCUAUACGGGAUCGGACUUUCGCCUCCUCCGAGGAAGAUUUUCCUUCACAAGGAGAACAGAGAAAGCCGCCAAGUUCAGAGGGAGAAAUCCCAGGACUAUCAUCAACUGUGAUCUCUUCGCUACGUUAGCCGGCUUUUGGGAAGAUUCCGCAAUGGACAACAUCGACGGGGAAUAUGACCGGCUCGUUGAACACCUUCACGACUGCGCGAAGAAGGCUGAGAGUUUUAAAACCACCAAGAGACGCCUGUCUCUUCAAACUCUUGAGCUGAUACGCCAGCGUGGAGCAGCACCAGCCGCAGGGAACCAAGAACGCACGUCCGAGCUCGCAAGGCUUUGCAGAGAGGCGAUAACGGAAGACCUUAAAGAGAGAAGAACAGAAGUGCUGGCUGAAGCUGCAGAGGCGAAGAAAGGCAUCCGCUAUGCCCUUCGAGACUUCGCCAGUCGCAAGACAAGGAUGACUGCUCUCCGGAACCCGAAGGGAAAAACCAUUGCAUCGAGAAGAGGGAUGGAGAAAAUCAUCUACGACUUCUACUCUGAUCUCUUCGGCAGCCAUAGCCUUCCGUCAGCACUCAUCAACACCCUGGCGAGGCUCUUUACACGUUAUCUGUCGGAAUGCAAGGUUCCUAAACAGUGGAAGACCAGCAAGACCGUGUUGCUGUAUAAAAAGGGAGAUCCACAUGACAUCGGCAACUAUCGCCCAAUCUGCUUAUUGUCCGUCAUCUACAAGCUCUUUACAAGAGUGAUCCUUAAUAGGAUUGAAAAAGUCCUGGAUGAAGGACAGCCAUGCGAGCAAGCAGGGUUUCGAAAAGGAUUCAGCACAAUUGACCACAUUCACACUGUUUCGAAACUCAUCGAGGUAUCACGAGAGUACAAGAUGCCGCUCUGUCUCACCUUCAUCGACUUGAAGAAGGCCUUCGAUUCAGUUGAGACGGAAGCGGUCGUGGAAGCCUUGGACAACCGACGCGUCCCUACUCAGUGCAUAAAGGUACUUCGAGAGUUGUACAGUAACUUCACGACCGGAAUUUCGCCAUUCUACAAGAACAUCAUCAUUGACGUGAAGAGGGGGGUUCGACAGGGUGAUACAAUUUCACCCAAAAUAUUCACAGCCACCCUCGAGAAUGCAAUGCGAAAGUUGGAAUGGGGCGACAUGGGAGUGAAGGUUGAUGGUCGGCAGCUACACCAUUUGCGCUUGGCUGAUGACAUCGUACUGAUAACACCUAGCAUCAGCCAAGCGGAACGAAUGCUGACCGAAUUCGACGAAACAUGUGGAUGCAUCGGUCUUCAGUUGAAUCUACAAAAGACGAUGUUCAUGCAAAACGGAUGGGUUUCGGAUGCCCCAUUCACGCUCAACGGAACGAAGAUAUCCGAAUGCACGAACUACGUUUAUUUGGGUCGGGAACUGAACAUGAUGAACGACCUGACCCCCGAGCUGGGCAGGAGGAGACGAGCGGCUUGGGGAGCGUACAAGAGCAUCGAGGAUGUAGUGAAGAAGACCAGGAGCACCCGGCUCCGUGCUCACCUCUUCAACACCACCGUACUUUGA